Messenger RNA from Ciona intestinalis (vase tunicate), 2482 nucleotides. The record is from RefSeq and is a predicted model, not a curated record. Lineage: Eukaryota; Metazoa; Chordata; Ascidiacea; Phlebobranchia; Cionidae.
GGGAUUCUUCAUUAGCACCUUAAGCUAUGAAAUAUAACUGGCGACAUCAUUAUAUCGCAAUCGUUGUUUUGAUAGGAUUAUAGUGGUAAUAUAUAAUAUUAAGGUAUGAAAUAUAUUAUACACAUCAUACUUGUUGCGUCCGUGGUUGUGGCGGCGACAGAUGACGAUUGGCACACGUCACACGACGAUUGGCGCGACCCCCAUGAUAUGUUUGGGGAACAAACGGUCGCGAAAAAGAACCCCAAAUCCGAGGUGGUUUGCGAGAAGUGUUUGGAUGAGAAUGAAAUAUUAAAGAAAUGUAACUGCAGUGAUUGUACCACGACCGUGAAUGGAGAUGGUGAUAUGAAAACUUAUGAUCAUAUUUUCAUGAGACGCAUCAUGAGGUUUUAUCUAUCACAACUAAGUAACGUCGGGAUACCACCUGCACAAACACAUUAUAAAAUAUUGGUUGAAUUAAACGGAAACGAUUGGGAAGUUUUGUCGAAUUAUGUUGAAGAUAAAAACGACAUUCCAAUUCCACAUGUAAUGAAAGUAUUUGAGAAUUCGUUCAAAACAAUUUCCACUGGACACGCUGACGAUCAAAGUUGGGAAUUGAAGUUUGAGGAAUAUUUUCAUCUUUCAAUUGACGACGCGAUAAAGUGUUGCGUUUUGUUGUUGUUGAUUGUUGCAACUUUAACACUCCAGUUUGUGAGCCUGAUAUCGUGGGCAACUCAGUUUAAACGACUGCUGGUUCUUUUAUUAAUCCAAAGUUUCAUAAUGACGUACAUACAUGAGUACCAGGUAACGUUAGCCGAACACAAAAGUGAAUCUUCCAAGAUCCCCGAAAGUUGCCAACAAUCCAUGCGCAAACUUACAACUGUAGAAGCUUUCACGCAAACAUUUCGUGACAUGUUUAGCACAGCGAAACACCCAUGCACUCAAUACCAUGAAAACUUUAUAAUCUCCCCCUUCGUCAAAGUUCCCCCCACAAAAAUCAUCGCUGUAACAAUGACCCGGUUUCUACUCGAGCCUCUAACCCACAUCGGAACAAGUUUCAGUCUAACUUUCAAAAACAUGUUUUCCCAACUUCCCCUUCAACUUUGGAUCCCUGCGUUCGUCUUCAUCAUCAUCUGCAUGCUCACCGUGCUCAUGUUCUUAACCGUCUGCUUUGGGUAUUCAUGGACGUUGAACCUUCCGUUCUGGUCGGGAUUCCAGAUCGCCCCACAACAACAACAACAACAACAACACAUGCAACAAAUGCUUGAUAACUACAACAGACAUCAACUGCAUGCGAUUCAGGAGUUAUUGAAUGAAAGACGACCAACCAAUAAUAACGAACCAGGGAUGUUACGGAGCAUAAUGUCUUCGAUUGGACUCCGAUCAAAUCAUGAUGCCCCCCCUAACCCCAGGACCCCUCAAGAACCCGUACCUGCUGCUUCUCAACCCACCCCGCCACCUGGGGUAAGACGACGCACCCCUCGAACACCGUUAAACGACCUCCCUGAUGAUACUGACCACCCCACACCCAACCAACCCCCAUUUGCCCACAACCCCCCACCUUACCCUGCUGAACCCACCAACUUACCUUACCCAAGUGAACCCACCCACCCCCCGCAAAGCCCCCAUACACGCCCCCAACCCCCGACACACCCCCUCCCACGUUCCAACUCCCAGGCCCCUGAACACGACCUCCACGCCACCGGCGACUUCUCCGAUAUUUUCCCGACAAAUUCCCACCGCCCGUGCCAAGUUGAGGAAAUCCCCCAAACCGAUACAAGUCAUGUUUGUAAUGAUGAUGUCAUAAUGGAUAACAAUCAUAUUGUUCGUGACAUUGGGUUCGUUUGUGACGCAACAAUCGUGCCACGCCCUGUAAGUUCCGACGAUACUCACCCGAAACGCCAUGGACAACAAACUGCCGCGUCAUCACAAAACAACAAGGACUAAGCAAUAUUUUGACGCUUUUUUAUUUAAUAUUUUGCUUUGAAAUUUUUAAGUUAAAUUUCUGUGAAUAUCAUAAUGUUUGUAUUUUACUUGUAGUUGGUUGGUUAGGUAAACAUGAGGUUGAUACCAAGAUUGCAACAGUUGGUCAACGCAGCCAAGAGCACAAAGCCGGUGAAAGAAAGCACGAUAUUUCACGCCAACGCGAACACACAAUCAGCUAAAGUUGGCGGUGCUCAAAGCUCCGGGGAUUAUGCCGGAGUUGCCAUUUCUUCGAGGGAAGAAUUAAAAGUUCAUUUCCCGCGACUUCAUGAACUGCAAGAGUUUCAUUUGAAACAAUUGAUCGAACACAAACUACCAGUCCAUAUGUCGGGGAAAUACGACAACAUUUUGAUACCGAUGGUCACGGUCGUUACUUUGUUGUGUUUCUUGUAUAACGUGAAGUGGUUCCUUGAGUUCAAGAAGUAAUUUACGAACAAUUUAUUAAAACAAAUGAAUAUUUAUAAGUUAUGUUUGGGCCAAUUCAUAUUUAUUGCGAAAUAAAUUUUUUUGAAUAUAUUUUAAA